AAAAGAGCAUGAGUCCCUCCAGAAGAGAAACUUGCGGAACCUGUGGAACUUGCGGAACCUGUGGAACUUGCGGAACCAUGCCUCCUCUGGGCCCGAACGAGACCUGCUGUAUCCUCCAAUUCAAGGAGAGUGAACUUGACGAGCUCAUGGCCUCCGACGAGCAACGGAACUGGAAUAAGCGGUCCAUCUACAAGGUCCGCCCCUGCAUUGCCGACGUCCACAGCAAGGCCUACCAGCCGCAGGUUGUCUCCUUCGGCCCCUACCACCACGAUAAUGACCUCCUCCUCCCCAUGGAGGAACACAAGCGCCGCGCACUCCGCCACUUUGUCAAGCGGUCCAGGAAGCCCCUCGAGCGCUUCCGCGAGUCCCUAAGGGAGGUGGCACAGGAUAUCAAGGAAAGCUACGAUGAACUGGACUCAAAGUGGAAGGCGGGUGGCAGCGAGGGCGCAGCCAGCCAGUUCCUUGAUUUGAUGAUCACUGACGGCUGCUUCAUGCUCGAGAUCCUCCGGGUUGCGACUCAGGCGAAACAGGAGAAGGACGACUAUGAGGUCAACGACCCCAUCUUCAGCAACCAUGGGAAGCUCCGCGUAAUACCGUACAUCAGGCGAGACAUGCUGAUGCUGGAGAAUCAGCUGCCAAUGCUAGUGCUGGAUCAGCUGGUCGCCGUUGAGAGCGGCGGCAGGAAGGGCAACGAAUUCAUCAACAGACUCAUCGUCAAAUUCUUCAGUUCCCCCAGCAAGGUCACUGGCCAAUGCCUACACGUGCUGGACGUCUAUAGGAAGAGCCUGCUGCUCCCUGAGAUCGAGGUCCAGCAUAAGCAGCCCAAGCAGCGCCAGGGGUUAAUCCGGUCUGCCACCGAGCUCCAUGGGCAUGGGAUCCAGUUCAAGACCGGGACCACCAACCUCACGGACAUCUCCUUUGAAAAGGGGGUCCGGGGGUUCCUGGGAUUCCUGGGGUUCCCGGGGUUCCUGAAGCUCCCUAAGAUCGUGGUGGACGACACCACUGAGUCUGCAUAUCUCAACCUUAUCGCGUUCGAGCACUGCCAUGUCGGGGCUGGGAAUGAGGUCACGUCUUACAUCUACCUCAUGGAUAAAAUCAUCGACAAAGAGGGGGACGUCGCACUGCUCCAUGACCAGGGCAUCAUCCAGAAUGCCAUCGGGAGCGACAAGGCAGCCGCCGAUCUGUUCAAUUCGCUGUGCAAGGAAGUGACGCUUGAACCCGGGAGCAGCCUCGAGGCCGUGCACACAAAGGUCAGCGAGUACUGCAAGAACGCCUGGUACACGUCGGUAGCUAAUCUCUUGCACACCCACUUCAAAAGUCCUUGGUCUUUAGUGUCUUUCAUCGCCGCCAUCCUCCUCUUCGGACUCACUAUAACUCAGACCGUUUACACCGUGCUCUACCCUUGAACCAUCCCUUUGCCUCUCUCUACAAUAUAUAUAUAUAUAUUUUGGUUUUUCUCCUGAUGGUUGAUGCUCGAUAAUUACCUCUUGGUCGGUUGUUGAUUGUUGUUAUGAACAAUUUUCUUCCUGUUUCCAGUCUUGAUCAUUGUCUCUCUUUAAA
Messenger RNA from Eucalyptus grandis, 1560 nucleotides. Its product is annotated as UPF0481 protein At3g47200-like. The transcript has 2 exons. The coding region runs from base 9 to 1406 and encodes 465 amino acids. The record is from RefSeq and is a predicted model, not a curated record. Lineage: Eukaryota; Viridiplantae; Streptophyta; Magnoliopsida; Myrtales; Myrtaceae.